This is a messenger RNA of Gadus morhua (Atlantic cod), 3811 nucleotides long. RefSeq names its product protein kinase cAMP-dependent type II regulatory subunit beta (gene prkar2b). Gene Ontology annotation, cellular component: cytosol; cAMP-dependent protein kinase complex. NCBI's taxonomy places the organism in Eukaryota, Metazoa, Chordata, Actinopteri, Gadiformes, Gadidae. The transcript is spliced from 11 exons. The record is from RefSeq and is a predicted model, not a curated record. Bases 597 to 1808 code for a protein of 403 amino acids. Gene Ontology annotation, biological process: negative regulation of cAMP-dependent protein kinase activity. Gene Ontology annotation, molecular function: protein kinase A catalytic subunit binding; cAMP binding; cAMP-dependent protein kinase inhibitor activity.
UUAUGUUAUAGGCCUAGGUAUUUUUAUUAUAGAUUUGUAUAGCUAUGUUUAUGUUUUAUGAGGUUGAGACGUGAUCUAGUAUAUCGAAGUAAAGAAUAGGAAUAAUCGAUAACCUAUUAGAAAAGGCUACCCAUUUGCGUUGACAGAAAAUACAUGCGAUGAAAUAGGCUAAUAUCACUGUUGGCAACUAUUAAUAAUAAUACGCUACGUAACGUAGCGUGUUAAAUGUGUUCGUGUUUUUAUUUUGCGGUGUAUUACCUUUUUCGUUUCAUUUGAUUUAACUCAAAAUAUGCUCCUAAUUGAAGCACGUGACAAGCUGCCACAUUUUACAGCUCGUACGCAAUCCCAGGGUAUGUGGUUGCCAUGGAUCCGUGGGUCACAUGCGUGGAUUUCCUGUAGCCAGAAGCAGCAGAAGAGAUGCUUGGACCAAAAAGAUCCACAGCCAUUUUAAUUUGCUAAUUCGCUCAUUUGGACGGUUUCAUGCGAUGUCUGAUACAUUGGAUAUUUUUGUUCUGUGUUUUUAAGGAGAUCGGACCACAUUCUGUCAUUUUUGCAGCAAACCGGCAUUUUGUCUCAUCCAUAGCUUGACAACAGGAAUGAGUAUAGAAAUCCCUGAAGGACUGACGGAGCUGUUACAGGGCUUUACCGUGGAAGUGUUGAGGAAUCAACCCAGGGAUUUGCUUGAAUUUGCCUUACAAUAUUUCACCCAACUGAAGGACAGCGAGACCAGAGGGGCCUCAUUUGGCAAUGACCAAAAUUCGGCCACAAGACCUGGCAAAGCGGUCAAUUUCAUUGACGAAGCGAUGCAGAUCGAUUCUGAAAACGGCGAAGAGGAUGAGGAUGACGAGGAAUUCAUAGCUCCGGUGAUUAACAGAUUCGUCAGGAGAGCUUCAGUGUGUGCUGAAGCAUUCAACCCUGAUGAUGAAGAGGAAGAGAAGGAGCCAAGGGUCACCCAUCCAAAAACAGACGAACAGAGACGGAGACUACAGGAGGCGUGCAGGAACAUUCUCCUGUUCAAGAACCUGGAGCCGGAAGAGAUCUCGCAGGUGUUGGAUGCCAUGUUUGAAAAGUUUGCCGUCAACGGAGAGCACAUCAUAGAUCAAUUUGACGACGGUGACAACUUCUACGUCAUUGAAAGUGGGACAUUUGACAUCUUCAUGGGGGUCGAGGGCAUUGAUAAGCUGGUGGGUUGCUAUGACAACCAAGGAAGCUUUGGGGAGUUGGCCUUGAUGUACAACACCCCCAGGGCGGCCACGAUAGUCGCAACUUCGCCCGGAGCCCUUUGGUGCCUGGAUCGUCUGACGUUCAGAAGGAUCAUCGUUAAUAAUAAAGCAAAAAAGAGAAGGCUCUACGAGGCAUUCAUCGAAACAUUACCGCUGCUUACAUCACUAGAGCUCUCAGAGAGAAUGAAGGUGGUGGAUGUGUUGUCCACCAAGGCCUACAUCGACGGAGAGCAGAUCAUCGCACAGGGUGAUCUAGCGGACUGCUUCUACAUUGUUGAAUCCGGCCAAGUCAGAAUUACCAUGAAGAGAAGUAGGACGAAAAAGGAGGACGGAGAAGAGGAACUUGACAUUGCCACGUGUUCGAGAGGCCAGUACUUCGGGGAGCUGGCACUUGUCACCAAUAAGCCCAGAGCAGCCUCAGCCUAUGCCGUUGGAAGCGUCAAAUGCUUGGCGAUGGACGUGCAGGCCUUCGAGAGGCUGCUGGGCCCAUGCAUGGACAUCAUGAAGAGAAACAUUGCAAACUACGAGGAGCAGCUGGCCACUCUGUUUGAUUGCAGCGUUGACAUUGAAGAACAAAAUGCAUAAGUCCACCCCCCCACCCCAUCGCCCCCCUACCCCGGUCACCUGUGACCACUUUAAAGGCCCUGUGAGGAGUUUACCGAUAUCUGCCAACCCAUUUUUGUGUUGAUAUUUUUAACAGUGCAAAUUACACCUUCAGUGUUAAAAGUUAACGAUUCUAAAUGUUUUGCCACAGGGUUGGAGUCAACAGACGAUUUACAGCAGAGCAGAAAAUAAAAAUAAAUAAAUGCAUACUCUGAUACAUUGGCUCAUCUUGCUUGCAGUUGUUACUUUGGUCUGCAAAACUAAUGCAGGAAGUAGCUCCCGGCAAAACGAAGUGAUGGAGACCGUUGAGAUGCAGUCUUAAUGCUAUUUGUUGUUUGUUUUUUUCAGACCCUCGUAGGAGCUUUAAAGCUAAUUCCUAAGGAGACAUGUAAAGACCCCACUUGAUCAACAUUUGUGUUUUAGAUUGCUAAUUUACACAUCAAGUUUUGCUUAAAUAUCCCAUAUAAGACAACGUGUGCUAUAAAGGAGUUUGUAAUGAAUUGUUCAAAGCAAAGAAUAUUGCCAACGCUUUUUAUUAUUUUUGCUCUAUGCUUGUAUUAGAUUACAUUUAAUACAAGUGUCACGUAGAAUGGGUAGGAUUUUAAGUGUGUGUUUUAUUUGUAAAAUGUUAGUUAAAAUACUUGUUUCAUGAUAGGACUUGUACAUCGCAAUGCACAUUGCACUGACCGCCUCCAUUUUGGAAGCGUAGGAACAUUGGAAUGUAUUAUAUUGGUAGUAAUGUUUCUUUGCUCAUUGUUUAGAAAUUAAAUGUGAAAUUAUUAUUUUUUUAAUAUGGGGAUACUUUUUUGUGCUUAAAACUGCAACCUUGUUUCUCCUGUGAGAUGUGUGGCAAAACAAAGUUGCCAUUAGCCUAGGUUACAGUAUAUCCCCGUUGAAGUAGGAUUUUUAAAUACAACAACUCUCUUGAGUCCUCUCAAUAUGCAUUCUGGUGUACAAGCCCUCUAGGGCAAUUCAUAUUAUCUCCCAAUGAUCAAUUUCACCUGUCCACAGUGUUAUAACUCAGCAUAAGUAUUAUACACUCGUUGUUAUAUUUAUGACUAUUAUUUGUGAACUUCACAUGCCAAAGGUAAUAUGUUACUGACUCAAACUGUUGAUUAACAGUUGUGUUGUGUUUUGUAAUUCUUGAACAGACUGACCCUAAAGGGAAUAUUGAAGCUUAGUUAUAUAGUUGGCAUAAGAACAGAAAUAAAAGGUUUGCUAUCAACUGAAGUAUAUAUGUCAGGGACAUAUUACAUUUGACUUGAAUAUAUUGUUUUUAUAUGCCAGUUUUCACAUUCACUUUGAACCAAAAGAGAAGAUACACAUCUCGAUGGUGCCAAUGCUCAACCCUGUUUAACAAUCAAUUGUCAUAAUCCAUACCAUUUUUUGGCUACCUUUUCCUAAACUGUAAAUUGUCGUUAAGUGUAUACUGGUAGCUAUUUGCUUUUGCACAAAACAAACUUCAAAGAUAGAGAUUUUGUUUUACAGUAAUACAUUGUGAACUAUGCCUUUAUUUUAAUAUAUGCUCCCACUAGUAAAUGUCUCAUCUUCUUUUUUGGAACUAUUAUUUAUUUAAUGUUUUCUUUCUGUGUGUGCCAAUGUAAUAUUUUAGUCACGUGUCAGUGAAAAAUAAGUUGUUAAUCCAUCUAGCGACAUUAAGAUUAUUUAAUGCUGUCUACCUCUGCAAACAACUAAUAUUUUGAAAUGCAUAUUUCAAUGUUCCUCCUCAGCAGACAACUUCAGUGAUAACUCUUGCCUUCAUUAUUUUUAAGGCAAUUACAGUAUUGCCUUUUUUUGCUGUUUACUGUAGCGUAACCUGUUUUUGAAAUAUUAUUCACACACGUUUAAUGUAGGCCUAUAAAUAAAAAAAAUGCUUAUCUUCCAAAUGUGCACAGUGUUUGUUAUUAUGAGUACCAUAGAAGACAAACUGAAACGUUGGCCAAUAUUAUGUUCCACUUUUCAUUCAAAUAAACAACUGUUUUAUA